Acaulospora morrowiae is the source of this 342-nucleotide messenger RNA. The record is from the annotation of a GenBank genome assembly. Lineage: Eukaryota; Fungi; Glomeromycota; Glomeromycetes; Diversisporales; Acaulosporaceae.
GUUCGUGAAUAUUAUAAUAACUGGAUGAAUCGGGAUGAUUUGGUAUAUACUGCAAUAGGUCGGAUUAAGAAACCUAGCUAUGCUACAUUAGCAGAAUGGGUUAGUUAUGCAUGGUCAGAUGUAGAUUCAGGUUUAAUAGCUCGAUCAUUUAAAUGUUGUGGAAUUUCAGUCACUAGAGAUAAAUCCAAAGAUGAUCAAAUUUUUGAUUAUGAUCGUUUAUUAAAUAUUGAUGAUGAUAAUAUUACAGAUGAGGAAGAAAAUAUUUUUAGUAAUGAUAACUUUGAUAUUAAUGAAGAAUUAAACUAUGAAGAACAACCGGAAUAUGAUAUUGAUUGGAAAUAA